UAAACUGUCGUAAAGAGAGCGCAGAAGACGGCAGACGCGUGUGGAGCGCCGCACACGUGGUCGGUGUUUUGGUCAGAGAGUAUCGAAUGAAUCCAUGUAAAAACUCUUUUGUGUUGAUGUGGUGAAGAUGUUACCUGUUAUGGACAACAACGAUAAAGCAGAUGAUGAUGAUCGGAGAGGAGUUAAGCGCAAGAUGGAUUUGUCCAGCUGUGACAUUUGUGCGACUAAAGAGGCCAAAUACAGAUGUCCGAGCUGCAUGAAACACACCUGCAGUUUGGCCUGCGUCAAGCAGCACAAGAUGGUGUCAGGAUGCUGUGGUGUUCGUGACAAGACAGCGUUUGUCCCCCUCGCUGGUUUUAACGAAAUCAGCCUGCUCAACGAUUACAGGUUUCUGGAGGACACGGCUCGACUGUCACAGCAGUCCAACAGAGAUGCCGUCCUGAUCAGCAGCCGUCGACACCCGAAGGAGGGCAUGUGGAUGAUCAGAAAAGCAAGAGCAGUCAAAGUCACCCUGAAGUUUCUGCCCAAAGUGUUCAGCAAACACCGGGAGAACCGCACCAUCUUCAGAAGAGCGGAAAGACGAUUCUACUGGCAUCUGAAGAUCCAUUUUCCUCAAAGCGACGCAGUUUAUUCAGAAAGGUGUCCUGAUAACCGGCAGCUCGAUCAGAUUCUCAACGACUACAUUCAUCCCUCAGAAUCAGAUCCAGUCAAACGGCAAAAGUUAAAGAUCUACGUCCACAGUCCUCCGGAGGACAUCAGAGUCUUUCUGAAGUCAGAGCAGAAACAGCCCGACUCUCUCAGGUAUCUGGAGCUGGAUUUGAAGAAGAGUCUGCAGGAAAACCUGAUGCAUAAGACCAUCGUGGAAUACCCGGAAAUCUUUGUGGUUCUGAAGGACCACAGUCAGGAGUACCUCGCUCGCAGACCAGAGCGUCCCAGUGCUGUCCAAAGCAUUGCAUCAGUGACCGUCACCAGAACUUCAUGUUCCCCGGCUGAAACGCUUUCAGAAGCUCUUGUGCGUGUGGCGAAGAAGCCAAAAGUCUCAGAGGACGAUGAGCUGGAGGAAGGAGAGAUCCGAAGUGAAGAAGAAGAUGGAAGCACUGAAGACGAUGAUGGUGUCAAUGAUGACACUGAGAAGAAGAUACCUGUACUGCAUCAUGAGGAUGAUGACAGUGAAGAAGAAGAAGAAGAGCUUCAGGAAAAUCAGAAUCUCGAGGUGGAGAUGAAGGACUGUCCUCCUCAUGACAGUGUUCAGGACGCUCAGGUGGAUGAUGGGAACCAAAACAAAGAGGAUUCAGUGAACAUCACCAGCAAAACUGAAGAAAUGAUGAUGGUUUCUCAAGGUCCUGAAGAAGCUGACAACACUGAGACUUUCACUGAUGACGGUAGAAGUCUAUGUGAAGAUGAUAAGUUUGAUAUUUCACCUCAUGAAUGUCAGAAAAACAUCAAUUCCAAUGCUGGACUUCCAGAAGAUGAUGGAGUUCAAGAGAAAAAUGGCGAUAAUGGUGCAAAUCAUGACGAAGAAGGACAGACUGACUCCUGCAUCGCCGAAGGUCAGAGUUCACCAUGUGAACAAUCAGGAACGAUUCAAAUUGAAGGCCAGGAAAACACGCAUGUAGAAAACACUGAUGUUUAUUCAAGUGCAAGCGAAAAUCAGGCUAAUAUGUGAUAGCAAAGGAGCCAAAAGUCCUGAUGUUUAUACAAUGUUAACAGUCCUGUUAUCCGACAGACUCAAUCCAGCGCCGAUAACCAGACAAUAGCAGAUAAGGCUUCAGAUAAAGAUAGUAGCAAUAAUGGUUUGGAGGCGAUGGACUGUUUUGGCGACUGGUAUGUUUUGAGCGCAGAUAAGUGAUAUCAGACAUCACACGUCACUGUGUUCAUGGAGACGGACAAACGCUGAACAUUCCUCAUAGAGUUCACACUGUUAUUUACUGCAGAAAAUGAUGGAAAAGGAGUUGCAAAUGUUAUAUUUCUGUUAUGAAAUCAAGAUCAUGUAUACUGUGAAAUCUGUGCUUUCAUCAUGUGCCUUACAGUUGCAUCAGAAGGUUUACUUUCUUUGACAGAGUUAUGGCAUCUGUGUAUUUAUGUGACAGUAUUUUUAUGCCAUGUUCCUUUUUAAUAAACUUCUGAAUUUCUUUGUGAGU
Messenger RNA from Onychostoma macrolepis, 2141 nucleotides. It is a transcript of the gene znhit6, whose product is annotated as zinc finger HIT-type containing 6. The transcript has 10 exons. Gene Ontology annotation, biological process: snoRNA localization; box C/D snoRNP assembly; maturation of LSU-rRNA from tricistronic rRNA transcript (SSU-rRNA, 5.8S rRNA, LSU-rRNA). Gene Ontology annotation, cellular component: pre-snoRNP complex; nucleus. The record is from RefSeq and is a predicted model, not a curated record. Bases 128 to 1666 code for a protein of 512 amino acids. Lineage: Eukaryota; Metazoa; Chordata; Actinopteri; Cypriniformes; Cyprinidae.